AUGUUGUUCCUCCUACGCAUGCGCAGGAGCGUAGAAGAGGUCGAAUUGAAGAAGGUUCUUUUUUUUCUUUAAUUAACGAAAGACAGCAAAAUGCCAUCGGACUAUGAUAAAGAUGCGUAUCCAGAGCCUCCCCGCCAGACUCCAGUCGUGGACAAGCAGACGACCCUUCCCAACCCAGCCCUGAUUUUGACUAAACUCUUCUAUUAUUCUGUGGACCUCCCUGUCACCACAUUCAGAGAACUUGUGGAGGGUAUCCACUCCGGCAACAAGUACAACUACUACCACCAGAAGUUCCCGCCGUGUCCCGAGCUGACCGAGUGCACAGAGGGAGACUACACCUGUUACUAUGAGGCUGAGAUGCAGUGGAGGAGAGAUCAUAAGGUGGACCAGGAGAUCGUGAAGGUGGUCCAGGAGCGUCUGAGGGCCUGCCACAGAGAGGGUACCAGCUACCACCAGAACUGUUCCAAGGAGCUGCAGCAGUUUGCAGACGUGGCCAAGGCCUACCAGUCACGCUAUGGGGAUCUGGGAGCCUACGCCAGCUCAAGGAAAUGUCUGAUGAAGCAGAAAGACAGGAUGAUGGCGGCCGAGGCAAAAGCUUAAACAAGAUAACCCCUAAUCACUCUGUUCCAAGUCUCUCUCCUAUGUAUGAAAUGUAGAGUAAAUAU
This is a messenger RNA of Salvelinus sp. IW2-2015, 665 nucleotides long. Its product is annotated as NADH dehydrogenase [ubiquinone] 1 beta subcomplex subunit 10-like. NCBI's taxonomy places the organism in Eukaryota, Metazoa, Chordata, Actinopteri, Salmoniformes, Salmonidae. The record is from RefSeq and is a predicted model, not a curated record.